AUUAUCCUUAUGGCUCUUCCUUUAAACGCCAAUAUCAAGUUGCUGAAUCCAGACGCAGUCAGAUUGGAUAGGUUCGAUGGCACCAACUACAUGCGAUGGAAGGAUAAGAUGACAUUCUUACUGACAACACUGAAGGUGUCCUAUGUUCUUGAUCCUAAUCUGCAACCUAUCCCAGUGCCAGAAGAGAAUGAUUCUGAAGGAGUGAAGAACGCAAGACUGAAGCGUGAAGAAGAUGAACUCAUAUGUCGUGGACAUAUUCUGAAUUCUCUCACCGAUAGGCUUUAUGAUCUGUAUCGCAAUAUGUCUUCCCCUCAACAAAUCUGGAUUGCUUUGGAAAGGAAAUACAAGCAUGAAAAGAAAGGUACGGACAAAUUUCUUGCACUUAAAUAUUUUGAGUUUUUAAUGAAGGAUGAUAUUUCCAUCAUGGACCAAGUGCACGAGUUGCAAAUUCUGGUAUCAAGGAUGUCAGAGUUGGAGAUAAAGAUUCCAGAUUCACUUCAAGUGGGGGCAAUACUUUCAAAACUUCCUCCAUCUUGGAAUGAUUACCGGAAAAAGGUUCUACAUUCAGAUGAAAUUCUGACUAUGGAACAGUUUCAAACACAUCUCCAGAUUGAGGCAGAAAACCGUUCAAGGGAUACAAUAUUGGCUCCAUUGAAAGUUAAUCAUGUAAGUCAAAGUUCUGCCAAGCCUUUCCAAAAUAAACUCAAGCCCCAACAACAGAAAUUCAGUCCUUUCAAAAAAGCCUCUUUCAAGAAAAAUCAGCCUUGUUUUCAUUGUGGUAAGAAAGGUCACUUUAUUAAAGACUGCAAGUUCAGGAAGAAUGCAAGGAAUUUCGGUUCUGGCAUUCAUGCAGAAACAAGCAACAAGGCAAAUCUGAUUGAGCACGAGUUGAUUUCCAUGGUUUCUGAAAUGCAAAUUGGAAUGGUGACUGAAUUAAACAUGGAAAAUCCAACCAAAUCUAUGGAUUGGUGGUUGGAUUCUGGUGCAACAGUUCAUGUGUGCAAUAAUAAGACACAAUUCAAGUCUUAUGAGGACUUGAAGGAACCAGAGGAAGUGCUGAUGGGAAACAAUGUCACAGCAAAGGGGCUUAAGGGUUGUCUUAGAAUCAGAUAAGGCCAUUAUAUUAAAGAAUGGCAAUUUCGUGGGGAAAGGUUAUUCUUGUGAUGGAAUGUUCAAAUUGAGUAUUAAUGAAAUAAAUAAUGUUUCUGCUU
Molecule: messenger RNA, 1211 nt
Organism: Rubroshorea leprosula
Lineage: Eukaryota; Viridiplantae; Streptophyta; Magnoliopsida; Malvales; Dipterocarpaceae
Source: the annotation of a GenBank genome assembly